AUGGCAAUGUCUGUGAUACAAGCGUGCCGCAGUCUGGCUCUUUCAACAUGGCUGCUUUCCUUUUGUUUCGUGCAUCUGCUCUGCCUGGAUUUCACCGUGGCCGAAAAAGAGGAAUGGUACACGGCCUUCGUGAACAUCACUUAUCCGGAUCCCAGCGGGGGCGGCAGCGAGCUGCGUAGCGAAAAAACGGAGUGUGGCCGCUACGGGGAACACUCGCCCAAAAACGAGGUCUGGGGGCAGGUGGUCAUGACCUCGGCGGCCGCUGACAGGCAAACUUGCGACCCCAACGCUAGGUUCGCCGUGCCGGGCUCCGGCAAGCUCUGGAUCGCCCUGGUUCCUAAAGGGAACUGUACUUACAAGGACAAGAUUCGGCACGCCGCCUCCCAAAACGCCUCGGCCGUGGUCAUCUACAAUGUCGGCUCCAGCAACGCCAACGAGACGAUUACGAUGCCCCCCGCAGGUAUUGACGAUGUUGUGGCAAUAAUGAUCCCUGAGCCGAAGGGAAAAGAAAUAGUAAGCCUACUGGAGCGGAAUAUUACUGUAAUGAUGCACAUAACGGUGGGAACCCGUAACCUGCAGAAGUAUGUUAGUCGUACUUCUGUGGUGUUUGUAUCCAUCUCCUUCAUUGUGCUGAUGAUCAUCUCCUUAGCAUGGCUGGUCUUCUACUACAUUCAGAGAUUCAGAUAUGCGAAUGCCAGAGACAGGAAUCAGCGUCGUCUUGGAGAUGCUGCAAAGAAAGCAAUUGGCAAACUCCAAGUCAGAACAAUAAGGAAAGGAGACAAGGAAACUGAGUCUGAUUUUGACAACUGUGCAGUGUGUAUUGAGGGUUACAAACCAAAUGAUGUUGUCAGGAUCUUGCCUUGCCGGCAUCUCUUUCACAAAUCUUGUGUAGAUCCCUGGCUCCUAGAUCAUCGUACCUGUCCUAUGUGUAAAAUGAACAUACUAAAAGCUCUAGGAAUUCCGCCUAACGCAGAUUGUAUGGAUGACAUCCCUCCAGAUUUUGAAGCUUCUAUAGGAGGGCUUCCAACCAAUCAGAUUACAGGAGCUAGUGAUAUCACUGUGAAUGAAAGCUCCAUAGCAGUGGAUACUCCUAUCCGGACAGUUGGAGUAUUACAAGUUAUUCAGGAUGCAGAUCCUCUUCCGCAGGCUGGGGAAAGUAACAAUACCACAAGCAGUGAGCAAGAACCAGCAGUAAGUAGUGAUUCAGAUAUUUCAUUGAUUAUGGCAAUGGAGGUUGGACUCUCUGAUGUGGAGCUUUCCACUGAUCAAGACUGCGAGGAGGUGAAAUCCUGAAAAAAAAAAGAGGAAACUAUUGAAACAUCCUUCUACUAAACGAACAGUAGCAGGAAGAAGAAAUCAGUUGUGGUACACACAAUUAUCCAUAUACAUAUGUGCACAUAUGUAAGAUUUGGGUCAGUUGUAUAUACAUGAAUACCCAUAUACAAACGUGCACAUCUGUAACCACAAAGGCAUCCGGAACAUUAUGCGAACUCCAGUUAAUUCCAUUCUGGGAUGGUCAUGAAAAGCAAUAGUUACAGAUAUGUCUGCCUGGAUGCAGUUUCAUUAUCUAUUACAUUUGUUCAUUUCAUUGAAAAUGGAAGUUGAAAAUGUAUUGUUCCAAUCCAUGUGCCAGAAGAAUUAUGCACUUGCUUGGUGGCUUAGAACCAUAUAAUUGAAAUGAAGUCCUCUCCCCCCCCCACCUUUGUUUUUUGGGUUUUUAAGAAAGAAAAGGAUACCAUAAGAGGAUUAUAGCUGACAUUGAUGGACAUUAUUUUUCUUUCUUCUCAAUAACCCAAGCUUAUUCAAGUAUUCAGUUCAGAGAUCUGAUCAUUAUGGUGGGUCACCAAAAUGUAUGAAUGUCAGGCAUUUUCUACAUGAAGAAAGCAUGGCUUCAGAAAGAAAUGGUGCUUCCAACUUUGACUUGAUUUGAAGACUCUUUUUAUUAAGAUAUUAUCGGCCCUUGGAGAUCUGUGCUUCCAGGGACUUCCAGACAAGAGAACAGAGACUGGUUUGAUUGAGGUUGGCAAAUUGCUAUUUAAUCCUGCUGGGUUCCACUCUGAGCUUUAGGACAUUGAUGGAUAAUUUCUGAGUGACAGAAGAAGCGUGAAGACAACAAUCAUGAUGAAAUUAAAGAUCAACCAAUAUAUGUGGCCCUUUGUACCACUAUAUACUUUUCAUGCCUUAAUGGCUUUCACAGUGAUUGGUUUUAUAUUAGCUUUACUUAAAAAAAAAAGCUUUCCCAAGAACUUUCUGACCUAUGAAUGAAUGGAAUGUAUUGAUAUUAUUUGCAGUUAGAUGGAAAGAAAAUAAAAAUGUUGUAGGAAGGCAGCAGGGGUAUGGUAGUUUAGGGUAGGUACCAAUGGACUGUGAUUGUUUAUCAUACAAGGUAUACCUUGAAAAUCACUUUAUCCUCUCAAAAACAUUAUGAGUUACUCUUUAUUUUACAAGUGACCGUUUUCCAAGUUCCCAAGGAACAUUUCAAUGAUUGUGGUAAAGGAUAUUCAGACACAGCCUCAUAUUUAUUUUACAUUUUAACAUGGUUGGAUAAAUAACCAAUAAUCCAAUUCAGGGAAUCCUUUCAUUCCUAGAAAAGAGUAAAAUUGUACUAAGAAUGAACUGCUUUCCCAAAUACCCCUUAAUCAAAUUGAUUGUACCAUAUUUAAGUUCACCUUAAAAUUAUUCAGAAAGUCUCAGGCAUUUUUAUUAUGAUGUGUGAAAAUAUGCUACAAACACCUUUUAAUGUUGUUUUAUGCUCCUGAUGUAGAGUAUGUAGGCUAAACCUAGAUAACUUUAGAAGUAAGUCAAAACGUGAUUAUUUGUAAUCUUAUUUCUGAAUCAUAAUUCAAAACUGAAACAUUCAAAACCAAAUUCACUAAGAGUUGUGUGUUUUGCCCUAACUAAUUUAUGUUGAAAAUAAGUGCCAUUAGCUGCUGGAAUUUUAAGUGAUUUUGUUUUAUGCUAUCGCUUAAUGGGGUGUGCUAUUUAUGCAGAAGAGCAAUUUGUAUUUUAAUCAAAGUACUUAAGAAGGACUUUUCAUCUUAUUUUUUGUCACAAAAGUUAAGCUAAUACUUCUGACAAUAAAAAUAGUAAUUUCAACCACAGUAGAUAAACAGAGGUAACAGAGUCACUUGCACUUAUAAACUGAAUAGACAUAGACUGUUUUUUCUUUCUGUAGUAGAAUAGUACUAUAACAAUUCAUCCAUAGGUGAGCAAAAAGUAGAUCUAGAUCUACUUAACAGAUCCUGAGUAACUGGCUAUACAUCAGUAACUACUCCUAAUACCUGUAUAAUGACAUUAGCUACAAAAGGCCCUCCCCACCUUAAAUUGCCAUUUGAUCAAAGUAUUGUUUCUUUAUCAAAAGACACUGCAUUGCAACCUGAUCCAAUAGUUGAGCUUUUAGCCCCAUAUGUUUCCAAAUCUCAAUGUCUGACUUCUGUAUCAGCCUCCAGCUGGUGAAUCUAAAGGCAGAAAUAAUGGCAGUAAUAAAUCCUUGAAAACAGAGAUUUCCUAACUUCCAAAGUUAGCCCAUGUACUGUCUUGUUACUCUUCUUAUAUUCUGUCCCCCCCCCCUCUGCUGUUAAUUUUCCUAAUUUGCUACUCUGUGAGGAAACUGAACCCUGGAAAUAAUGGGCAAGCUUUGUAUUCAGCACAAUUUAUCAUGUUGCACAAAAAUUGGAAACCUUUUAGUGCAAAUGUCAUCAUUAAUGCCAUUUCUUCCUAUCCCAGAACACCUUUGGAUUCCAGCAUAUUUUGCAAAAUGCCACCUGCGACAGGCUAAGGACUGGCAUUGAAUCCAAAAGUGGAAAAGAUUAAAGAUAUCAUCUGCUUCCAUCUUUCUUUGUUUGGGAUGGGGAUGAAAACAUCUUAUGAAAUCUAAUUUUGGUGCUGUGAAUAGUGCAAGUAGAAAGUGAGUCUACCUGGGAAAGACAGUUAUUUACAUUAUGUCGAGGUUUGUUGUUGCAUCUGAUUUAUUAUAAGCACUGAAACUGCAAUUUUGAAAGCAGCUUGCUCUUUUCAAGAUCAUUACCUUUAACAAAAGACCACUGAGAAAGAUCAGUCUGCCCCAUCUCCAUGAAGCUUAAUGAGGAAUCUCCCCCAAAUGGAUGCAGUUAUGUCUGAUUCUGAAAUAACAAAGGAACUAGAAAUAUUAGUAUUCUCUUUAUUCCUAUUUGAUUCAAACUGGGGGAAAUUAAACCCUCCUCUACUAAUAUAAAAAGAAUCUUGGCAAGUAUAACUUGUGCUGCCACAUAUUGCUAACUCUGCCUGUGAAAACUUACCUGUCAGUUUAUAAGUAUGUGGUUGUUUUAAUAUUGGAAGAGGCUACUCAAUGUUCCAGUAUAUUAUUGUCUAAAAAUAUAAGGUAUCCCUGUCUUCAUUUCAUUUCAUUUCUAUGACAUGUGAGAUACAGGGGUGGGUUGCCGCCGGUGUU
Molecule: messenger RNA, 4429 nt
Organism: Thamnophis sirtalis
Lineage: Eukaryota; Metazoa; Chordata; Lepidosauria; Squamata; Natricidae
Gene: RNF150
Product: ring finger protein 150
Source: RefSeq, a predicted model, not a curated record